AUGAGCCUACAAACAUCUGCCGGUGAAGAGAGCAUCAAUGUACGCGCGCCGCAAGACCAGCUUAGCAUUAGUAAAGCAACACAACUUCGUUGGCAGCAGCUUGAGGAGACAAUGCGUCUAAAAGAGGAAUACUUGAAAGAGAAGUUUCGGAUUUUGAGUGUAGAAGCAGGGGAUGAAAGCAACGUUGGCGAUAUCGGCGUUCCACAAGCAUCAGGAACCGUCGUAGCUGACAAUGUGCAUAUCGCGUCAAACGCUACAUCGGCGAGUAUAGAAAUUGACAACCAGCAAGUGGAUGGUGUCUAUAGUGCGCAAAGGGAUUUUUCAAACUUUUCUAUAUCAAACAUGCAAAGUGCAAAGCACACUUCGCAUCAGCGCACGUUAAACAACGAAUAUAACAUAACAUCAAUGCAACUAGCAUCGCGGCAGUGUGUGCCACGAGACUUGCCGACGUUUAACGGAGACCCUGAUGAAUGGCACAUAUUUAUCAGCGCUUAUGAGCAAAGUUCUGCACUUGCAGGUUUCUCUAACCAUGAAAACCUAAUACGCUUGCAGAAAUGUUUGAGGGGAAAAGCCAGAGAAGUUGUGCGUAAUCUGCUGGAAUUGCCCGACAUGGUGCCGAAUAUUAUCAACACAUUAACAACAUUGAAAGUACGAGAAGGUAAGUGGCAGGAGCCUGUAGCAGUUAAGACACGAUUAGGUUGGACUGUGUUUGGCGGUAGUAGCGCUGCAAUACCAAAGAAAACUUUAAUUUCGCUUGACGAGCAAAGAGCAAUCGAUAUUCUGAGAAGUGGCGAAAUGCGCGACAAUCGCUAUGUUGCCAGGUUAUUGUGGUCCAAUGAUAGUGUCAAUUUGCCUGACAGCCUACCUACAGCAAUUCGCCGGUUUAAAUGUUUGCAAAGAAAAAUUACGAAAGACCCGGAACUUACUCACACAAUUCAGCAGCAAAUCGACAAUUUAGUGCAUAAAAACUACGCUGUGAAAUUACCAGCUGAUGCUAUCAAAGAUCGUGGUGGGAAGAUAUGGUAUGUUCCCAUAUUUAUCGUUCGCAAUCCAAAUAAGCCGAAUAAGGUUAGACUGGUGUGGGACGCAGCAGCCAAAUCCGGUGAAGUUUCGCUCAACAGUUUUUUGAUUAAAGGGCCGGAUUUGCUGAUUCCACUGCUCAACAUUUUAUUCAAUUUUCGCAUGGGUGCUGUUGCUGUUUGCGGGGAUAUUGCUGAAAUGUUUCACCGCAUUCAGCUACAAGAAGCGUAUGCAGAUGCGCAGCGUUUUAUUUGGCGUGACACCGGCGAACUGUUGUUCAGUGUUCAUCGACUAAACGUAUUAAGCUUUGGAGCAUGUUGCUCGCCGUGCAUAGCGCAUUAUGUGCGCGAUCUAAAUGCAUAUGAGCAUGCCGCUGAAAACUCUAUUGCAGCAAAUGCGAUUAAAAAUCAUCAUUAUGUCGAUGACUUUAUUGACUCGACAGCGACUGUCAACGAGGCUAUAGAUUUGGCAAAAGGUGUGCGCGAUAUUCAUGCAAAAGGCGGCUUCUUCAUGCAUAACUGGACCAGCAAUUCGCCAGAGGUAUUAGCAGCGCUUCAACAGGAAGGUGAAAUAACCGACAAGAUCUUCGCUAGCAACACAGACCCGGUGCAUGUACAGAAGGUUCUCGGUAUGUACUGGGAUCCACACAUCGAUAAUUUUAAAUUUGUCUUAAAAUUUGCGCGACUCCAAGGAAACGUUUUCUGCGAAGGAACUGUACCAACUAAGAGGGAAGUAUUGCAGAUCCUUAUGUCCGUUUUUGACCCUCUAGGAUUGGUCGCUUGCUUAACUUCCUAUCUCAAAAUUCUCGUUCAAGAUAUAUGGCGCAGCGGUCUUGACUGGGAUCAACCACUCACUGCUGAACUGGCAUCCAAAUGGAGAGUGUGGACGUCAUACCUUCCAUUGAUCCGAACUAUUUCCGUUCCUCGCUGUUAUUCGCCAGACUUACGUCGAGAAGAUUGUAAAGUGCAGCUGCACACCUUCGUUGACGCUAGCGAGAAUGCUUUGGCAGCAGUGUCGUACUUCCGAAUUGAAUACAACAGCAAAUUCACAACUUGUCUAGUUGCGGCAAAGACUAAAGUUGCCCCGCUACGCCCACUAUCUAUUCCACGAUUGGAGCUACAAGCAGCUUUAAUCGGCGCACGUCUUGCCAACAUGGUUGUAAAUUCACAUAAAAUGCAUUUCGAAAAGCGUUUCAUAUGGAGCGAUUCGAAAACCGUGCUUCAUUGGCUUCAAGGCGAUCCACGGAGAUACCAACAGUACGUCAUGUUUCGUAUAGCGGAAAUACAGGAAACAACGAUCCCAAAUGAAUGGCGAUGGGUGCCAACUAAUCUUAAUGUUGCGGACAUUGCUACGAAACCUAAACCAUGCCAUGAAGUCAGUCAGCAGUGGAUACACGGUCCUGCCUUUUUGAAGCAAGCAGACAGCGAGUGGCCAGAAAUUGUACACCUUGGAACUACCAACACCGACGAAAUUAGGCCGCGAUUUUUAUACCACAACGUCAUUAAUUUCAAUAUCAAUUUCGAAUACUUUUCAAGCUGGGUUCGCUUAUAUACAGCAGUUGCAAAUUGGAUACUCUAUAUCGAGAAGCUUAAAAAAAGCGCUCUUUCUUCAUCGCUCUCGACGCACCAUUUUGCACAAGCGAAACAAUUUAUAUACAAACAUGCACAAAUGCAAGGUUUUGACGAUUGGGCAGCAUUGAAAGAGGGUAAGCCGGUCAGUAAACACGGUCCGCUACGUAAUCUUCAGGUUUACAUGGACGGCUUUGGACUUAUACGAGUGAAAAAUCGAGCAAAGUAUUUCGUAUCCCAGGAGCAGCACGACUUCAUAGUACUACCUCAGCAUCAUCAUGUAACAGAACUUGUUGCAGCGCAUUACCAUCAACGUUUUCACCACGUCCAACACGAAACAGCUUUAAACGAGAGCGAAGUUUUUGCGAAUCUAUUUUGGAAGCGGUGGGUACGCGAAAUGUUACCAACGUUUACGCGACGAAGCAAGUGGUUCACAAGAGUGAAGCCAAUAGCUAAAGACGACGUUGUCCUCAUCGUAGACGAAAACGCUGAAAGGAACACAUGGCUGAAGGGUAUAGUUGUUGACAUAACACUUGCAAAGGAUGGUCAAGUACGGCGCGCGAAAGUUAAAACCAUUCACGGUAUUUUGGACAGACCAGCAGUGAAAUUAGCGGUACUUGAUAUCGCCAAAAAGGAGGCAAGCUCCGACGAGUCAGCCGCUUACCGGGGGAAGAAUGUUGCCGAUAAAACAAACUACGUAGAGUAG
Messenger RNA from Rhagoletis zephyria (snowberry fruit fly), 3294 nucleotides. RefSeq lists its product as uncharacterized. The record is from RefSeq and is a predicted model, not a curated record. Lineage: Eukaryota; Metazoa; Arthropoda; Insecta; Diptera; Tephritidae.